UCCCCAGAACCCAAUCCCAGGCUAUUAUUACCUUCUGGUAUGCCAUUGUUGUGCUUCUUCUAGUUCGAACCGGCUACUUGGCAAUCACCAAUAUCAGCUGAAAAGAUGAAUUCAUCAACUUCUGAGAAUCUCUGCCGUCGAUUUUCACUUGCUGAACUCAACUUAGCCACCGGAGAUUUCAGCGAGGAGCAUGUGAUUGGAAAGGGUGGUUUUGGUAAAGUUUACAAAGGCUUCAUUGAUAAUGAGGCAACUGCUAUAAAGCGGCGGCUAGCAUCAAAUCUGACUCGAGGGACAGGGCAAGGCCAGAUAGAAUUUGCGGCGGAGAUUGAAACACUAAGCAAGUUCCGACAUCGUAAUCUAGUCUCUCUUAUAGGGUACUGUGAUGAACAGGGUGAGAUGAUUCUUGUUUAUGACUACAUGUGGAACGGAACGCUAGCAGAUCACCUUCACAAGCUAUUGAGUGAUAGCAACGGCGGCUCAAGUCUCUCGUGGAAUGAACGACUUAAGAUAUGUAUUGGAGCGGGACGAGGUUUGGACUAUCUUCACUCUGGUUGCUCCAUCAUACACCGUGAUGUCAAGCCAACUAACAUCCUUUUAGAUGAAAAUUUCGUUGCUAAGGUUUCGGAUUUUGGGUUGGCCAAACAUUUAAGGCUUGAUAUCUCACAUAGCCAUGUCUUCACAAAUGUUAAGGGUUCAUUUGGGUAUUUUGAUCCAAGUUAUUUUAGCAGCGGUAUACUUAAAAGGGCAAGUGACACUUAUGCGUUUGGGAUAGUAUUAUUGGAGGUGUUGAGUGGGAGACCAGCGAUUGAAGAAAAUCUUGCCGAGGAUGAGAUGUAUAUGAGCAUGUGGGCUCAAGAAAAAAUUCGAAAAGGAAAAGCUUAUCAGAUUGUAGCUUCAAAUUUGAAGGGAGAUAUCUCACAAGAAUGCUUGAAGACAUUUGUUGAGGUUGUUAAAGGAUGUUUGGAUCUUGAUCCAAAGAAACGACUCACAAUGUCUCGAGUUGUGGUGCAGCUUGAGUUGGCCCUUGAACAACAGGAGAGGAAAGGAACGACGGCACAAAAAUUACAGUUUUGGCCGUUUCGGAAUCGAGCUGGAUCAACAGCAAAGACCAUCCCUGCCACUGCCAUGAAAGAAGCCUUUCCACUAGUUGGUCCAACACCAAAAGAUCAAAGUGAGGUUGAAGUUGAUAAGCUGUCAAAGGACAUUCCUGCCACUGCCACAAAAGAAGCCUUUCCAUUAGAAGGAUCAACACAAAAGGAUCAAAAUGAGGUUGAAGUUGAUGAAAUGUCAAAGGACAUCCCCUUCACCGCCAUAAAAGAAGCCUUUCCAUUAGAUGGAUUAACACAAAAGGAUCAAAAUGAGGUUGAAGUUGAUAAGCUGUCAAAGGACAUCCCCGCCACUGCCACAAAAGAAGCCUUUCCAUUAGAUGGAUCAACACAAAAGGAUCAAAAUGAGGCUGAAGUUGAUAAGCUGUCAAAGGACAUCCCUGCCACUGCCACAAAAGAAGCCUUUCCAUUAGAUGGAUCAACACAAAAGGAUCAAAAUGAGGUUGAAGUUGAUAAGCUGUCUAAGGACAUCCCCGCCACCGCCACAAAAGAAGCCUUUCCAUUAGAUGAAUCAACACCAAAGGAUCAAAAUGAGGCUGAAGUUGAUGAAAUGUCAAAGGACAUCCCCGCUACUGCCAUGAAAGAAGAUGAUGUCUAUUUCAUUAUAUUUGGUGAGGCAAAGGGCAUUGAUGCUGGUUAUAUUACACCCGUGUCUAAUAGUUUUGAAGGAGUCAUAGAAAAUGGACUGGAUGCAAAUAUUGAAAGGUGGCGCUACUGCACGUCAAAGCAUGGAUUUGAGUCCAGAGUAAAGGUUUCAAGAUCAUUAUCUAAGCUAAAGCAUGAGAACGUGGUCGAACUAGUUGUUUAUCAUUGGUAUCACAGUUUGCAGAUCUUAGCGUAUGAUUUUGCUCCACGAGGGUCCCUACGCGACAUUCUUCAUAAACAGCAAGGCAUAGACUCAAGCUCAAAGCCAUAUCCGGUUUUAUCAUGGUCCCAAAGAAUCCAAAUCGCUCUUGGGGUUGCAAAAGGAAUAUGCUACAUUCAUGGCAUGGGAUUGAUCCAUCAUAACAUCAGAUCCAGCAAUAUUUUAAUUUGUGAUGAUGAUACUGCUAAGAUAAUUGAUCCUUUUCUAUGGCCGACUCUAUGCCGCUAUUGUAGGGAAAAUUAUUGUGUAAUGCAUUCGCACAUCACUCAGAAAAUUGAUGUUUACAACUUUGGUGAGAUUCUCUUUGAGCUCUUGACAGGUAGUAAUAUAAAUGAUAGUAGUAACUCAGAACCAGCAGUAGAGGGGCUGCAUCAAUUUGUGGAUGCUAGAUUAAAAGGAGAGUACCCGCCCGAUGCUGUUAUGAAGAUGAUUAUAGUUGCACGUUCGUGCCUUCGAGAUGAAGAAUAUUAUGAUCGAAAGAUGGUUAGAGUUGUAAAAUAUCUUGAGCUGUGCCUUCACGAAACCAAAUCACAAGACUCUCAGGGCUGAAAACAACUGAGAUUGCAUCUUAUUUUAAGUUAUUACUAUAAAUGAAAAAAUUACUUUGUGAUUAUUUCUUUUCAUUGGAUUUGAUUCCCUUUCUUCUUAUAGAAAUGACAAUGUCACUCAAACUAUAAAAUUCUUUCA
This is a messenger RNA of Salvia hispanica, 2658 nucleotides long. RefSeq lists its product as uncharacterized. Gene Ontology annotation, molecular function: ATP binding; protein kinase activity. Lineage: Eukaryota; Viridiplantae; Streptophyta; Magnoliopsida; Lamiales; Lamiaceae. The record is from RefSeq and is a predicted model, not a curated record. Gene Ontology annotation, biological process: protein phosphorylation.